GCUCAUUCAUCGUGUCACCGUGCGCACUUUUGUAACACACACACACACACACAUACACAUUUAUAACAAGUAGUGUAGAUGAUGUGCACCAUAAUUAGAUCGGAGCACGUUAUAUAGUGUGCACUGUGCAGUACAGCGCCGGCGGCUACGACAGAGUUAUAUCACUCUAAUUCCUUUCGAGAGCGAAAUACCAUAGACUGCAAUUCUGUCGUGGACAAAUAAAAGCUCGUUCGCUGUCCUAUUCUCUCUCAUCCCCCCCCCCCAAGUUAUUUUCGCCUCGUGUUCGUGCCACGCUAUAUAGUAGAGAGAUUUCGAAGUUUACGCCAUCCGUGGUUAUAUCAUGUGUGUUUCCUUGUGAAAUGUGUCGUUCGUUCCGACAACGAGACCGUGGGCUCCGAAAACUCAAGUAAUUCCAAGCAUUUUACACCUGAAGGAAAAUUUUCCGUCCUCAAUGUUCUCGAAUCAAGUUGCAGAAGCUCACGUAAUAUAAAGAAGAAGAACGAGGGAAAUUAAGUUAGAGUACAAGAGGAGUGAGGACCCGAAAAAAAAGACGGCUGGUCGUACAGCCGUGCGGGUCUGUUGUCGGCCUCAUGUUGUCUUGUCUCCUGCAGAUUUGAUGUUUUCUUACGUUAAUAACCCGACAGCAUGGACAAUUCGUACAAGAACGAGCUUGAGUUUCUAGAUCUAACAAAUUUAGAUGCAAAUGGCAGAGAUGAGUUGACAGCUAUUUUAAAACCAAAUGCUUCUGCAGAAGGUUUGAAACUACCAUGGGACAGGGGAGAAGAAGAAUACCAUGUAAUUCCAGAAGAAAUCGAGCUUGAAGAAGUUCCAAAAGUCUGGCAACAGUAUGAAAUGGAAAAUAACGUAAUGAAAUAUGAAGCUCAGACAAACAGUUCAUCUUCCGUCCUUGUUACUGUACCAACCACAAUUCAAUACAGUCAACAGAUGAUGACCCCAGUAUGUCACGAAUGGCCUCCCAACAUGUACAUUAACAAUAUGACUAAUGACCCAAACGUACAUCCAUACAUGCAAGGAAUGGCUUAUUCGCCAAACAUGUAUCCUCCAACUGAAAGUCAAGAAAUUCCUCCUAUGAGAGAUGGUGGAAGACGGGGUCGUGGACGGGGUAACAAGAAUUAUAAUCGAAACAUGAAUCAUACUAAUGAAAUGCAAGCUAGCUACAUGGGAGAAUAUGGUCAGUAUCCAAUCAAUAUGGCAUAUUCACCAUAUGUAUGCAUUUCGGAUCCCACUGUUACUUCGCAACAACAUCCUGUUGCUGGACAACCAAUUUAUUUUUCUUCUACUGCAAUAUAUCACUCGCCUACCAUGCCACAACAAACUCAUCAUGUUGAUUUCAUACCGUAUCAUCAAUCUUCAACAAACCUAAAAUAUAGUCAUCAGUCUCAAAGCAUAUUACCACAAACUAAUGGAGAAUCCAUGCAAAGCACAAAUCAUAAAUCAUAUGAAAAGCGACCGCAAAAUGUAAAUACGUCAAAGCCUUCCAUUCAUCAAACAGUUGAUGAUGAAAAUAAUUCAUCCCAAACAAAUAUAGUUACAACAGUUAUUGUAAAUAAUAGUAAUGUAGAUUCGUCUAAUAAUGAAGUUGAUGAUAAUCUAAUUGCCAUUACCAAUUCAAAUAACAAAAAAUUUGAUUUAAAAAUAGAACAGCAUAUUGUGUCGAAGAUAAACGAAAACUAUAAAUGUGUUGAAAAGAAUGAUGUUAUUCCUUGUGUUAACAUUAAAAGUAGUAUAGAAGUUAAGCAGAACGGAAAUGAUAAAGAAUAUGAUGAAACUAGUUCACAUGUAAAAGCACCAACUACAAGUACGACUUCCAAAGUUGCUGCCAAAACAACAAAUGACGAGCUUCAAAACAAAGAAAUUAAUCAAUCACCAAAUGUAGCAACAAUUUCAGAAGUAGCAAGAAAUCCAGUAGAGACAAGUGAAGUGCCUGUAAGCAUUUCACCUGCUAAUACAUCAAGCAAAUCUUGGGCUAGUAUCGCGGCAGGUACCACAAAACCAAUAGCCCAUAUUGCACCUAAUAAUGUUUUAAAUGUAAACAAUCAAACUGAGCAAUUAUCAGUUGAAAAGAGUAAUUUAACACCAAAGAAUUUUCAACUUAAAUCAGAAGAUGCACGUCAUAAAAAUGAUGUUAUACCGGAAAUACGCAAGCCAUUACAUGCCGAAGUACCUCAAGUACAUUGUGAUGAUCCAAUUACAUACAGAAUGGGAGAAUUUUUGCUUGGUUAUCAAAUGGAUAAACAGACCGUUAGUCUACUACCACGUGGAUUGACGAAUCGCAGUAAUUACUGUUACAUUAACAGUAUACUGCAGGCCUUACUUGCUUGCCCACCCUUUUAUAAUUUACUAAUGGCUUUACCUCAUUCAAGAAACCCAUCUAAACAUUCGCCCAGUCCACUAAUUGACAAUAUGAUCAAAUUCGCUCGUGAAUUUACGCCCCUGUCUGAAGGAGCACGUUUAGCAAGAAAAGAUAGGGCUCAAAAACGAAACGAAGAUGCAGUUGUAGAUAUUCAAAGUGGAGUUCCGUUCGAGCCAUCGUAUAUAUAUACAAUUUUGAAAAAUACUUCAUCUUCAGGAGUAUUUUCGGUUGAAGGUCGGCAAGAAGAUGCCGAAGAAUUUUUAUCGUGCCUAUUAAAUGGAAUAAGUGACGAAAUGUUAGAGUUGAUGAAAUUGGCAAACAACAAUGAUCAAAAAUCAGUAGAAUGCAUAGAUAACAGCGUAAAUUAUAGUCAAGGCGAAGAAGAAUGGAAGGUAAUGGGCCCUAAAAAUAAAGGUUCGAUCACGCGAAGUACAGAUUUUGGACGUACUCCUCUAUCAGACAUAUUUAGAGGCCAGUUGAGAUCGAGAGUUUCUCGAGCCACAGAACAAGCAACUGAUUAUGUUCAACCAUUUUUCACUUUACAACUAGAUAUUGAGAAAGCAGAAUCCGUAAGAACUGCUCUAGAAAUCCUUGUUGGAAAGGAUCAACUUGAAGGCAUGACUUGCAGUAAAACGAAACAACAAAUCGAAGCGUGGAAGCAAGUUACUUUAGAGGAACUGCCAGUGAUUCUCAUAUUACAUUUAAAAUGGUUUGACUACAAUCCUGAUGGUUGUUCUAAAAUUGUCAAAAGUGUGGAAUUCCCUAUAGAUCUUAAGAUUGACAACAAAUUAAUGUCGAUAAAUGCCAAAACAAAAUUGAGUCAAAAACAAAGGCAAUAUAAAUUGUUUGCUGUUACAUACCAUGAUGGGAAAGAAGCAACUAAAGGUCAUUAUGUAACCGAUGCUUUUCACGUUGGAUAUGGCGGCUGGGUCCGCUAUGAUGACAGUUCUCUUAAAGGGGUCUCUGAGGCAAAUGUACUGAAUCCUCAACCACCCAGAGUACCAUAUUUACUAUAUUAUAGAAGAUGUGAUACUAUUGGAAAUAACCAAUCAAAUAAUGUUAAAGUGCGAUAGAUAACUAGCAGCAACGGAAGUCCUACUAAAUAGUUUAACAAUUUGUUUUAAAUAAAUGAAAACUUGCAUUUUUAUAUUUUCUAAAUUUAACUUGAGAUUUGUAUUUAAGCGAUUUACAAAAAUGAAUUAAGCGUUAGCAGAUCGAAAAUUAUAUUAUUGUAGAAAAAAGAAAGCGUUACACUUUUUUAAUGUAUCAUAUUCUUAUCGUUAUAUAUAUAUAGUGAAUGCGAUCGUUAUGAGUUUGAUGUAAUUAAUCUUUGGUAUGUGAAAUAAAGAUAAAUAAGGGCCUAUAAACAUAUGUCAGUAAAAAGUAAUGCAUAUCAUUGAAGGAGAAUCAGCUGCUAAGUUAUGUAAAUGUAAAUUGUGAAAAAUACAAAUAUAAAUUGUAGUUAUUAUAGUUUCUAUAUACAUUUAUACGCGUUCUCCUUUUAUGAUAAAUAAUUUACUUUAUUCACAAAUGUUUAUAGGCUUUUAUAUUACUAAUUAAA
Nasonia vitripennis (jewel wasp) is the source of this 3935-nucleotide messenger RNA. RefSeq names its product ubiquitin carboxyl-terminal hydrolase 10 (gene Usp10). The record is from RefSeq and is a predicted model, not a curated record. Gene Ontology annotation, molecular function: cysteine-type deubiquitinase activity; cysteine-type endopeptidase activity. Gene Ontology annotation, cellular component: nucleus; cytosol. Bases 646 to 3447 code for a protein of 933 amino acids. Gene Ontology annotation, biological process: regulation of autophagy; DNA damage response, signal transduction by p53 class mediator; protein deubiquitination. Lineage: Eukaryota; Metazoa; Arthropoda; Insecta; Hymenoptera; Pteromalidae. The transcript has 10 exons.